AUGAUAGACACAACAAAUCUGUACCAAGUUCCAGUAACAGCACUACUCACUGCAAAUCAAGACAUCUCAGACAUGAUACUGGUUGACUUUACAGCAAAGGAAGCGGCUCAGGACCUCCAAAUGAGCCAACAUAAACCAUUGCUGAGGAAAACAUGGAAAAGAGCAGCAAAGACUGAAGCCAGAGACACUGGGAAAUCAAACAGCAAUAUACCAUCUGAUCAACAGGAGAUAGAGAGAAUUAUAAAUGAUUACUAUACAAAUCUCUAUACUUCUCAAGGGUCUACACAAGGACACACACUACUGCCUUAUAUCCCAAACAGUGUCACUGAUAGUAUGAAUGAAGAAUUAAUAGCCCCUGUUUCAGAGGAAGACAUCAAAAAGGCAUUGUUCACUAUGAAUCCUCACAAGUCCCCAGGCGAGGAUGGAAUGUCAGCAUUGUUCUAUCAACAUUUUUGGCCACUAAUCAAAGGAGACAUUUGCAGAGCUGAAAAUGCAUCAUGGCUUUGGAAUUCUUGGCUAAAAGUCAGAGAUAAAUGUGGAAAAUGGAUGCAAGCUGUGAUACAUAAUGGGAAAGGGACAAGAAUUUUAGAUGACUUCUGGGUACCUAACUCCAAAGGGAAAAGGCUUCAGUUCAUACCUGGAGCAGGAGCAAAUCUUACAUGGACCGCCGCCGCCGCUGCUCUCUCCGCCGCCCUCUCCUCCGCCGCCGCCGCUGCCCUCUCCUCCGCCGCCGUCGGGCCCUUCCGACUCGUCCGUCCCAUUUUUCGAACGUGA
Molecule: messenger RNA, 774 nt
Organism: Striga asiatica
Lineage: Eukaryota; Viridiplantae; Streptophyta; Magnoliopsida; Lamiales; Orobanchaceae
Source: the annotation of a GenBank genome assembly